AUGGCAGCACAACGAGCCCAGUUCCACUCGACGCGGUUAAUUCAAGCCGAAACGGUCAAGGUACCGCAGAUGGCUGAAUCAAUAUCAGAGGGAACGCUGAAGAGUUGGUCAAAACAAGUCGGAGACACAGUUUCAGCUGACGAAGAGAUUGCCACAAUUGAGACCGACAAAAUUGAUGUCUCCGUCAACGCCCCCAUGGCGGGCAAGAUCGUUAAGUUCCUCGCAAACGAAGAGGACACUGUGACUGUAGGGCAGGACCUGUUCAUCAUUGAGCCGGGUGAAGGUGGUGCAUCAUCCCCCGUCCCUCAGGAACAGUCUUCUAGCGAAAGCGGUAAAGAGGCAUCGGAAGCGAGCAGCGUCAAAGAUUCCGAAGAGCCUAAGGACCAGCAAGUUGAGAAGGGGACACCCGCACCGCCGCCACCAUCGAAGAGCGACACACAACCUUCUUCUGAAGCUCCCAAAGAGAGCAAAAAGGAUGUGGAGAAGGCGUCAGAGAAGAGCAAGAAGGACAAGGACAGCUCCCCUGCACCAGUGUCUGUACCCGGCAGCCGCAACGAGACACGGAUUAAAAUGUCGCGUAUGCGUCUACGGAUCUCGGAGCGCCUCAAGGAGUCACAAAACGCCGCUGCCUCUCUGACGACUUUCAACGAAAUCGACAUGUCCUCGCUCAUGGAGAUGCGGUCAAAAUACAAGGACAGCAUCCAAAAAGAACACGAUAUCAAGUUCGGGUUCAUGUCCGCCUUCACGAAAGCCUGCACAUUGGCGUUGAAGGAGGUCCCAGCAGCGAACGCCUCCAUCGAGGGCGAUGAAAUCGUGUAUCGCGACUAUGUUGACCUGAGCGUCGCCGUCGCCACGCCAAAGGGUCUGGUCACGCCUGUGUUGAGAAACGCAGAGGGGAUGAGCUUGAUCCAAAUUGAGAAGGAGAUCGCAGCAGUAGGCAAGAAGGCCAGGGACGGUAAGUUGACGCUCGAAGACAUGGCUGGUGGAACCUUCACCAUCUCCAACGGCGGCGUCUUCGGCUCUCUGUAUGGCACACCCAUCAUCAACUUGCCACAAGCUGCUGUCCUUGGCAUGCACGCCAUCAAGGACAAACCGGUCGUAGUGAACGGACAGAUCGUCAUCAGACCCAUCAUGGUUGUAGCCUUGACUUACGACCAUCGACUAUUGGAUGGAAGAGAAGCAGUCACUUUCCUGGUGAAAGUCCGCGACUACAUUGAAGACCCAAGGAAGAUGCUGCUUGCUCCAUAG
Pleurotus ostreatus (oyster mushroom) is the source of this 1248-nucleotide messenger RNA. RefSeq names its product 2-oxoglutarate dehydrogenase complex E2 component (gene KGD2). Gene Ontology annotation, molecular function: dihydrolipoyllysine-residue succinyltransferase activity. NCBI's taxonomy places the organism in Eukaryota, Fungi, Basidiomycota, Agaricomycetes, Agaricales, Pleurotaceae. Gene Ontology annotation, cellular component: oxoglutarate dehydrogenase complex. The transcript has 9 exons. The record is from RefSeq and is a predicted model, not a curated record. Bases 1 to 1248 code for a protein of 415 amino acids. Gene Ontology annotation, biological process: tricarboxylic acid cycle.